Messenger RNA from Cryptococcus wingfieldii CBS 7118, 1224 nucleotides. RefSeq lists its product as hypothetical. The coding region runs from base 1 to 1224 and encodes 407 amino acids. The record is from RefSeq and is a predicted model, not a curated record. The transcript is spliced from 4 exons. NCBI's taxonomy places the organism in Eukaryota, Fungi, Basidiomycota, Tremellomycetes, Tremellales, Cryptococcaceae.
AUGGUCAGUUAUACUAGCGCCCUUACCGCUGUUCUCUUGCUACUCCCCUCUUCUUUUGGUCACCCAACAUUGCACUCAUACCACAAGCGAUUCACGGGCGUCAAACUCCAGUCUGGACGGACUGGUCUUUGUCUCGCUCCACUCGGUAAUAGCACCAGCUGGGUCGCCGGGACACAGAUCUCCUCCUCGGAGUGUACCGAUGAGCAUGUGGGAGUCUGGGAUGUGAGCUACGGGAGUGGGGUUGUGAUUUUGAGCAAGACAUCGGGAACCGAUCAGCUGUUGGUUUUGGAUGGAGGGACAGGGAAAAAUGAUAACGAGAAUCUGAGACUUGAUAUUUCAAACAACGGAAGCUUUGCCCAGACAUGGUACUAUACCAACGACAAUCGUCUCGCUAUCACAAGCGGAAAUCAGUGCGUCGAUAUGGGCGAUAGGGGAAAUGUGCAGACCUACAACUGUACUUCAGGGAAUACCAAUCAAGUCUGGUGGCUACUUUCCGACGAUGGCAAUGAGACUUUGAGCCCACCCGGUAGCUCGUCUACGGCUGUAUCGGACGCAGCCACUUCUGGUGUUGCAGCAUCGUCGAGCAGCGGCGCUGAAGCUGGCUCAUCGUCUUCUGCUGGUGCUCUGGCAGCAACGUCUGGAGUUGUGUCAUCCACUACUGCAGCGAGCGGCAGCGCUUCCUCGGGUACCGCUGGAAGCGUGUCAUCAUCCGGAGGUGGUACAGGCGAUAGCGACGUAAGCAGCACCGCGAGCGAAGAAAGCUCCUCGAGCGGCUCUUCUCAAGCCUCCAGUACCGGCUCGGGAAUGUCAUCUGAAGCCACCGGUGAUGCUUCGGCAAUUAGUGCUGGCGAUAAAGCCAGUACUACUCUCGAGAGCGACGCAACUUCGGAUAGCAGCGGCGAUGCUUCAACGACGCCGAUCUCUACAGCUACAUCAGCCGCCGCCAAGUCCACAUCAGGGGAGGAAGCUGGAUCAAUGUCCGAAGCAGCCACAUCCUCCUCGGCCAAAACCAGCGACAGCACUUCGAUCUCGGUGGUCAACGUUUCCGAGGACAAGGGUAGCUCAACAUCGUCCACUGCCAAGGAAGACGCUACGUCUACAACGGCUCAAGAUGCCGGGCCUACCGUGGGAGCUGAUAAUGGUGAAGGAUUUGUGACAUUGACUGUGGGGGGUCAGAUCAUUGUGAUGCAGACCGAGUUUGCCGCUGCGAAAGCGAGUGCUUGA